CAGCAGGCCUACUGUUGGUGCUCCACCAGAGAGAGAGAGAGGGGGACAUCAUCUAAUCCUUGCAACUCUUUCAACAUGACCAGGGCAACGCAGUCAAUCGCCAGUCACCGGCUCCCUCUGUGAAAGUCAGAGGAACGGACGACUACAAAAUGGACAAGAACAUUGCUCGGGCUAUUUAUGGUUCUUCUGUCGUCAAUAAUAUCAAUCUAAUAUCAAAUUACAACAUUGGGGUGUCCAUGCAUAUGCCUGUCCCAACCAUGUCUACUCUGGAUGGGUUCGCCGACAUGCUCCAGGAUGAGGCUCGGGCGGUCUGCUUCUAGUCCCACGAGGUUGUGAUAUUUGCUCUGGUGCGGUUCGAGCUCGUGGUGGACCUUCAUGACAAUGGACAGGACAGUCGCAUAUGGUGGCGGUGGCCCCUGCCCAGUGGGAAAGCCGCCAGCCCAGGUCCCCAUUGGUUGGCAAAGAAAGAUCCACCAUGGAGGUGUCGUCUACAUCAGCCCGAGUGGCUCGGUGCUAGCCUGUCUGGAACAAGCCAAGAGCUACCUCCAGACCGAUGGAACCUGCAAGUGUGGCCUGGAGUGUCCCCUCAUCCUUCAUAAGGUGUUCAACUUUGACCCGGGCGCUGCCGUCACGCAGAGGACCGCCGAGGAUGUUAAAGCAGACUCUGCCGUCACCAAGCUCUGCAUACACAAGAGGAAGAUCAUCGCCGUGGCAACCCUGCACAGGAGCAUGGAGUCCCAGAUUUCCAGUAGAAACGCUGGUGGUUGUCACAUUGGUUCUUUGAAUCCUCAAGCAAUAAGGAAGGAUCUGCGCAACGGUCCCUCCAACACGAUCCCCUCCGACGGCAACAAUUCCUACAAACUGCCGAUGUCUGGUCCCCCGCACUACGUACACAAACACCAACUGGGCUCCCCACCCCAAAGGGACGCGUACGCACACCAGUCCAGGUUGAGACCCGGCGUCGGUGACCUCAACGCCCAAAGGUCGCCGUAUCGCAACAACCAUCACAGCGGCUUACUCAGCCCCCCAGCAAGCACCACGUGUAGCGCCCAGCAUUACGCGGACCGGACCCCCUUUCUCAGGAGCCCCGAGUCUGCUGCGCUCAGUUUUCACGGCGCCCCCAGCCCCGGCUCCGGCCACGUGAACGGUGAGCGCUUCGGCCCCCUCUCCCCGCCCAGUGUCAUGGUGCACGGCCCGCCCUCCUCCAGCCAGCUGGCCUGUGCCCUCGCCGGAAGAACCAGCAUCUCCUCGUCGCCUUCGAUGCACACCAAAAGCCCAAACAGGCAGCGAUCGCCCUGCAGCUUCCCCCAGAACACAGACUACACCCAUAAAUCCCCCUUGUCGUCAAACGCCCAGCAGCAGCAGCAGCAGCAGCAGCAGCAGCAGCAGCAGCAGCAGCAGCAGCACCACCACCACCCCCAGGUCCUACAGCACGCCCCCUACGUUGUGCAGAAGAGAUGCAUGAGCUCCUCUGAAAAGGACCCCCUCGGCAUACUGGACCCGAUACCGAGCCUCUUAGACUUUCACGACCAAGCCGUCCCCACACCCUCCAGACUCCAGGUCAAUAACCAUCCUCAAGGGGCGUCUGUGCACGCCCCUCCUGCCAUCGUCCCCUUGCCUAGUAAUCUCCCCAUGCCGGCGGUGAAGUCUGGAGUGGCUGGGCCUGGGCCUGGCCCGAGAGGCCAGCAACACCCCGCGCUGUCGUCCAUUUCAUCUUCACCCGUUAGAUCUCCAGUACACAUGGCAGCCCCACCUGCACCCGUUAGGUUAAAGGAGCUCUCUUUGCACCAACACGCGUCCGUUGCCUCCUCGCAUUACGGUAGUGUCGCCCUGGCUUCACAGGUGCCAUCGCAGCAGCAGCAGCAGCAGCAGCAGCCUUCCCGGUCUUUGCAGGGGCCCGUUUCAUCCCCAAAGACCUCCGUGCCGCUCCAUCACAUGGCCGAGUCUGUGAUCCAGCCACUAGUAGCAAUAAACACUGGUGGCGGCGGUGUGCAUUCUGAGUCCAUACGCCUUCCUCCCCCCAGAGCCGACGGCCUCAAUCAAGCGAGGCUCCCUCUGAAGACGGGCCCGCGCCAACUCGACCGACAGAAUCCUCCCACCUUCCCAGCCAGUAGUCUACUGUCCGCGGCGGCCAAAGCUCAGCUCGUCCAUCAAAACAACCUGGGCGGCAGCUCGGGUCACCCUGGGUUGGUCGGGGGCGGCAGGCAGCCGUACAGCGAGGGAUGUGGCAGUCUGGAGCCCCAGUAUCUACGCGGCGCCGGAGUCGGAGAGGGCCAGAGCGGAAGAGCGGCGCUCCGAGACAAACUCAUGUCCCAGCGGCGAGGGGCGCAGCGCAAGCGGAACCCCCCCGCCGAGCCCGACGGGAACAUGUCCUUCCAUAUGAACAUGCAGCACGGCCCCAGUUCGCACGGCUAUCCAGAGCCCACGAAAAGGCCCUUGCAGCAAGUGGCAAACGACGAUGUGUCAAUGGCACCACUUGUCCAACCUAUUAGCAAUCAGCUGGAAGCCCAGAAUGGACUGAGCCAUGCGUGUCAACCACUGCCCUUGCCUGGCAAACCGCUGUUUUUUGAGGAUAGUGUGCCUUCAUUGUCAAACAUGCAGAACGUGCAUGGACCCCUUCAUCUCCAAAUUAGAGACAUCGCAGGCUAUCGGAACUUCAGCAAAGACUGUCGUGAUGAUCAGGGGGAGCCCCGGAACAUGGAACAGUUUGCACGUCAAGUGAAUCAAACGCACAAUCUGCCUUUUGUUGGGAAUAUAAGGACCCUGAGUUACGGCGGACAUGAAGUGGAAGGGUCCAUAUGUAACCAAAACUCUCAGCCACCACAAAUGGGUCAUCAUGUAAAACAGUCCCAGGGCGGCCUCGGUUUUAAAGAUGGAACAGGAUUUCCUCCGGUGAUGUCCAAUGGUGGUUUCGAAAUGUACCCCGAAUCAGGUAAGGCUCAUUUCCUGGACUCGGCUUCAAGAAAACUCCAGAACGGUAGCCUGCGGCGCCGGCCACAGAAGCAACAGCCAAAGGACGCCUCGGGACAACUUCCUGCCCAGGCCGUGGACUUCCUCCAGUGCCCAGACAGCCUGUCAUGUUGUGACUCCAAUCGUCACCCGUGCUCCCCCAGCUCCACGAAUGGCCUCCUCAGAACCUUCAAGGUGAGUCUCGCUGAGAGGAUACCACACCCUGCCGGCAUGGUAUCGGAUCGACAGCAGGGCGUGGGUCUCCCGGAUGCCAUGUGCUUCCAGGCCAGCCAGCAGGACCUCUCCAUAGCCCAGGGCGGGCCUCCGUGCACAGACGCGAACCCCACCAGCCAACGGGUCCGAGCCGGGUCGCGCGGGGAGGCCGUGUCGAGUGUCAUCGUCCGUAAUUGCGCGUUUUCGGCACCCCAAGCGGCCCCGCAGCUGGACCUCUCCCAGUCAGUCAUUCACGGGUCGCCCCGCGCCUAUCCCGACGAGGCCUCUCAACAACCGGCCGGGCCUCGACGGACCCCCGCCAAACUCAAGCACUCCAACGGCCUGCCCUCCGCCCCGGAGGCGCUGCUUCAGUUCGGCCGCGGCCCGCCGUGGAGCUCCGGUGCCAACGGGGGUCCGCCGUACGGGCUCAGCCAGGCCGAGAGGAGUCUGUCGCAGGCUCGGGCGCAGGACGGGAGCGGCUUCUACACAGAGUUUAUGGCCAGACACGCCUUCCCCACGCCGCAGGAGCAGAGCCCCGCUCAGCUGAACGGUAACCACCCCAGGAACGGCCACCUCGGCCCAGCGAGGAGCGGAGCCCACGCGUCAGGCGGGGUCAUCCAGUCCCCCGAGCGCUGCCCUGCUGCCGAUGGCCGGCAAGCGUAUUUUCCCAAGCGGUCCAACGGAUAUUUAAACGGUCAGCUCAACGGGAACUACGGUGGCGGCGGCGGCGGCGCGCGUGAUGCAGGCCGCCUCAACGGGUCCUUUGUGCUGAAUAUUGCAGAAGGCCAGAUGAGUGAAGAGCGCCUCGUGGGACCCGUCGGCCUGCAUCACCCUGGGCGACCGUUGGCCCACAGACAACCGGCACAGCCCGGAGGAGAUCUGCUGUGGGCCGGGGCCCCGAGCUUUCAUCCCUGGCCCGGCAAGAUGAAAAUGGAGGGGCCGUCUUAUCUCUGCAGUGUUGGUGAAAUGAUGCAAAGCAAGAUGGAGCCUGUGAGAUUUCACCAGACCUUGAAGGAUGACCUGAACACAUUGCACAAAGCUAAUGGUAUUCACCUGAGUGCUGGGGCAGUAGACGACCACAUGGAGGAUGCUUUGCACAAUGCAAUGGGCCAGUGGCACAAAUUUACAGCUAAUGUAGGCCUAGAUGGUGUACGGAAAGCCCCCAAAGCCAAAAAGAGGAAGAUCUUUAGAUGACAGGAACCUAUCGAUGGAUUUUAUUUAUUUAUUUAUUUAUUUUUGAUUCUCUUCAAAUGGAUGGAAAGCUCCCCAAUUGUAUUUUGUAUUUAAUAUGAGAAAAAUUUCUGACUUCUGUGAAGCCACGACAGUUUGUGGAAGUUUACAUAUUUGGCACUAUCCGGGGGACAAAACAACAUAAUUGUGUGAACUUGGUUGUUCUUGUGAGAAUCGUCAAAUUUGAACUACUGAAUACCUACAGUUUCUUAGAUCAUGAAGAUGGUAUUCAUAUCAAAUGGUUAGAGGGGCUGUAGGGAAGAUUUGGUUUCCAUUACUUUGUCAUUGUACACACAAAUGCCAGAUCAAUACAUGUUAUAUAGCAAGAAUAACAUGCCUCUAAAGCUUUGAAAUAUUAAAUGAUAUUCAAAAAACAUGUGUUGCUUUGUUUACUAAAUUGCCACAUCCCUAAGGCUUGCAUUAAAAUGUGUUCCUAAAGCGGUUCAAACUAUCCUUUAGUUGACUAAGAUAAAUCUAGGUUAGGAAGUUCUCAAGGUUUCCUCCAUCACAUAAAUCUAGUGAAAUUUGAUUGAGUAAAUGUGUUAAAAGCAACAUUAGAUCACCUUUUGUUAAAGCACAGAUUUAGUCAACCGUGCUAUUCCUUCAGUAUUUACAUUCUGCCUAAAAUCUAAACCAACCAGUUGGACUGUUUCUCAAUUAACCUGAAUGUCCUCAAAAACAGACUAUUAUAUUGCUUCACAGAUUAUUUUUGAACAGGUUAUCGCGCAAUUUCAAAUACUGAAUGGUGUCCCAAUUUCUCCACUGCAAAGUUAUUAUUAACUUUUCAUAAACUUCCCAUUAUCCAUGUUCCUCGUGUGCUGCUUUAAUUCCUUAUUCAUAAACUAUAUUAAUGUGAUGCGUUCUACUAAACUAUAAAAAGUAAAGACAAAACCAAAGUAGAAUUGUGAAGCGUGAACCAUUUUCUAACAGCUGGUACAUGAUUGUCUGCACCUUGUAGCAUUGUACUAACUUUAAUAGGUGUCAUAUGAAUCAUACGAUGCAUUUUUUGUCAAAGACCAUGCCUCAUAAUAUUACUAAGGGUUUGUUUUCGGUCUCCAAAUUCAGUUUUUGCCAAUAUCCCAUCCACUAGCAUAACAACUUUCUGCAUAUGUUCAUAUGUCCUCUUGCAUAAAAUGUUUGUCGAUUUUCUAAACCCUAUGCAGAGGUUCCUUCUGGUGUUUAUCAAUAUAUUUGGGAAACACUGAUUUCCAAAGCUGUAUUAUCUAUAAAGAGUGGUUGAAUAUCAAAUCCCUGUUAAUUAGAUUUUCUUUUAUCAGCCAUACAGCCUGGGACUUGGCCCUAACACUAUUAUUGCUGUGCGAUCUCAAAUCAUAUACUGUUCUUGUGAUUCUUUAUUAAACUAAUUUCAGGAUGUCCUUUUAUUGUAAUAUUUACAGUAUUCAGAAAGCUGUAAGCAUAUAAUUAUACCCGACCCUUAAUUAUGUACUUCAACCCCCCCCCCCCCCCCACACACACACACACACACACACUUGCAUAUAUCAGAGCUGGAUGGUUGCAUAUAUCAGAGCUGGAUGGUCAUUGACAGAGAAGCAUUUUAAUAUCACGUAAGAAAAUCCUCAUCUUGUAACCAACCACAUGAAGAUAAUCUAAUUAACCUGGCUUAUAGCCAAUGUAUCCUAAUGAAAAAAAGGUAAUACUUGAAGAUCAUGAAUAUAUUGAAAUACUUGAAUAUGACGAUACGAUAAUUGAAGUGCAUGUAAAUGAUCUCACUGAUUCAAUGAGUUUUACUGUAAAUAUUCUAAGUGAUUGUAUGCAUAUUACAAUUUUAGUUUUGUCUUAUUUUGAAAUGAAUGUUAUACUAAUUAAGGAAAGGAAAGGAAAUCUACCCCAUGUCGAAGAUGGUGCUCUAUAUUUAAAAUGUAAAUUGUAUAUAAUGUAAUGUAAUGUUAUUUGUAAAUGCCCAUAAUGUUCUACCCAUUUAUGAAAUGUUCUUAAUCAAAUCCUAUGGCAUUUCACCAUCUUAUACAAUUUUAAAUAAUGUUCGACUGCAACAGGAAAUGUCUAUUAAACCUAUAUUUUGUUACAUAAA
This is a messenger RNA of Gadus macrocephalus (Pacific cod), 6442 nucleotides long. Its product is annotated as methyl-CpG-binding domain protein 5-like. Bases 376 to 4356 code for a protein of 1326 amino acids. Gene Ontology annotation, cellular component: chromocenter; nucleus. The transcript is spliced from 9 exons. Lineage: Eukaryota; Metazoa; Chordata; Actinopteri; Gadiformes; Gadidae. Gene Ontology annotation, molecular function: chromatin binding; DNA binding. The record is from RefSeq and is a predicted model, not a curated record.